Messenger RNA from Periophthalmus magnuspinnatus, 4960 nucleotides. It is a transcript of the gene iars1, whose product is annotated as isoleucyl-tRNA synthetase 1. Gene Ontology annotation, biological process: isoleucyl-tRNA aminoacylation. The transcript has 34 exons. The coding region runs from base 70 to 3873 and encodes 1267 amino acids. Lineage: Eukaryota; Metazoa; Chordata; Actinopteri; Gobiiformes; Gobiidae. Gene Ontology annotation, molecular function: isoleucine-tRNA ligase activity; tRNA binding; ATP binding. The record is from RefSeq and is a predicted model, not a curated record.
UACGUCACUUCCGCUCACGUUGGCCUCAGUUUGCAUCAUUCUCCGGAGCCGCACUCAGGAACAUACGCCAUGGUGGAACCAGUUCCUGAGACCAUCAACUUUCCCUCUCAAGAGGAAAGGGUCCUGCAGUUUUGGAAAGACAAGGACUGUUUCCAGGAAUGUCUCAAACAGUCCAAGAACAGGCCCAGAUACACCUUUUAUGAUGGUCCUCCAUUUGCGACGGGUCUGCCUCACUAUGGACACAUUUUGGCUGGAACCAUCAAAGACAUUGUGACCAGAUUUGCUCACCAGAGCGGCUUCCACGUAGACCGCCGCUUUGGCUGGGAUUGUCAUGGCCUGCCAGUGGAGUAUGAGAUUGACAAGACUCUGGGGAUCAAGGGUCCUGAGGAUGUGGCCAAAAUGGGGAUUGCUGAGUACAACAAACAGUGCAGGAACAUUGUCAUGAGAUACUCCAAUGAAUGGGAGAUCUCAGUGAGACGAAUGGGAAGAUGGAUUGACUUCAAGAAUGACUAUAAGACCCUUUAUCCCUGGUUCAUGGAGACAGUUUGGUGGGUGUUUAAGCAGCUGUAUGACAAGGGUCUGGUUUAUCGAGGUGUCAAAGUCAUGCCCUUCUCCACGGCCUGCAACACUCCUCUGUCCAACUUCGAGGCCCAUCAGAACUAUAAGGAUGUGCAGGACCCUUCUGUGAUUGUGAACUUCCCUCUUCUGGAGAAUGAGGAUGUUUCUCUGAUCGCCUGGACCACCACUCCAUGGACCCUCCCCAGUAACUUGGCUCUCUGUGUCAACCCGGAGUUCCUGUAUGUCAAAGUCAAAGAUAACGCCACUGACAGGACCUACAUCAUGAUGGAGGCCAGGCUCAGUGCUCUGUUUAAGGCAGAGAGCGAAUACACUGUCCUCGACAAAUUUCCGGGCAAAGUUUUGAAAGGGAAGAAAUACAAGCCCUUGUUCCCGUAUUUUGCCAAGUGUGGCGAUAAAGGAGCGUUCCAAGUUGUGCUGGAUAAUUACGUCAAGGAGGAAGAGGGUACAGGAGUGGUCCAUCAGGCCCCGUACUUUGGAGCUGACGAUUUCCGUGUUUGUACCGACUACAACAUCAUCCAGAAGGACCAGGCUCCGAUCUGCCCUGUGGACGCCUCGGGCUGCUUCACUCCAGAGGUCACAGACUUCGCUGGACAAUAUGUCAAAGAUGCUGACAAAAAUAUCAUCAAGUGGUUGAAGGAGCACGGGCGUCUCGUCAAUGCCAGCACGUUCAAACACAGUUACCCAUUCUGCUGGAGGUCAGACACACCUCUCAUCUACAAAGCUGUGCCUAGCUGGUUUGUGCGAGUGGAGAACAUGGUGGACAAACUGUUGGACAACAACGGGAAAUGCUAUUGGGUCCCAGAGUUUGUGCGAGAGAAGCGUUUUGGAAACUGGCUGCGAGAUGCUCGAGACUGGGCCGUGUCCAGGAACCGAUACUGGGGCACUCCCAUCCCCCUGUGGGUCAGCGAUGACUACGAGGAGGUGGUGUGUAUUGGUUCCAUGGCUGAACUGGAGGAGCUGACAGGAGUCAAAGUCACUGAUCUGCACAGGGAGAGUAUUGACAGUCUGACAAUCCCGUCCCGCUGUGGUAAAGGCGUGCUGCGCAGAGUCACCGAGGUCUUUGACUGUUGGUUUGAGUCUGGGAGCAUGCCUUAUGCCCAGGUGCACUAUCCCUUUGAGAACAGAAAGGAGUUUGAAGAUACUUUCCCCGCAGACUUCAUCGCCGAGGGCAUCGACCAAACCAGAGGAUGGUUUUACACCCUCCUGGUCCUUUCCACUGCUUUGUUCGGCAAACCUCCCUUUAAGAACGUCAUUGUCAAUGGUCUGGUCUUGGCCAGUGAUGGACAGAAGAUGAGUAAACGCAAGAAAAACUACCCCGAUCCCGGUCUUAUCGUGCAGAAUUAUGGUGCCGAUGCCCUCAGACUGUACCUGAUCAACUCUCCAGUGGUUAGAGCAGAGAACCUGCGUUUCAAAGAGGAGGGGGUCCGGGACGUCCUAAAGGAUGUGUUUCUGCCCUGGUACAACGCCUACCGCUUCCUGGUGCAGAACGUUCAGAGGCUGGAGAAAGAGGAGAAUCUCCAGUUUCUCUAUAAUGAAAACACGGCCAAACAAAGUGACAACAUCAUGGACAAAUGGAUCCAGUCUUUCACACAGUCCCUCAUCCAGUUCUUCAAAGCUGAGAUGGACGCUUAUCGUCUCUAUACUGUGGUUCCUCGCCUGGUGAAGUUUGUGGACAUGCUCACAAACUGGUACGUCAGGACCAACCGUCGCCGUCUGAAGGGCGAGAGUGGUUCGGAGGAGUGUGUGUGGGCGUUGGAAACCCUCUUCAGCGUGCUCUUCUCCAUGUGCCGCCUCAUGGCUCCCUUCACGCCCUUCAUAACUGAGAUGAUGUACCAAAACCUGAGGCACCUCAUUGACCCGGCCUCUGUGGAGGACAAGGACGCCAGCAGCAUCCACUACCUUAUGCUGCCUCAAGUGCGGGAGAGUGUGAUCGACAAACGCAUUGAGAGUGCAGUGUCUCAGAUGCAGUCGGUGAUUGAACUGGGCCGAGUCAUCAGAGACAGAAAAACCCUCCCAGUGAAGUAUCCACUGAAGGAGGUGGUCGUCAUUCACCAGGACCCAGAGGCAUUGAAGGACAUACAGUCUCUUCAGAAAUAUAUCCUGGAGGAGUUGAAUGUUCGUCAGCUGACCCUCUCCACGGAUAAGGACCGGUACGGGAUCAGUCUGAGGGCGGAGCCUGAUCACAUGGUUCUGGGGAAGAGGUUAAAGGGCGCGUUCAAAUCUGUCACCGCCUCCAUCAAGAGCCUGAGCAACGAGCAGCUCGAGGCCUUCCAGAAAACGGGCUCCAUAGUGGUGGAUGGACACGAGCUACAUGAGGAGGACCUGAGGCUGAUGUACACCUUUGAUCAGAGUUCUGGUUCAGCCUCUGCUCAGUAUGAGGCCCACUCCGACGCACAGGUGCUGGUUUUGCUGGACGUGACCCCGGACCAGUCGAUGGUGGAUGAGGGAGUGGCUCGUGAGGUCAUCAAUCGCAUUCAGAAACUACGCAAGAAGGCCCACUUGGUUCCCUCUGAUGAAAUUACAGUGUACUACCAGUGCCAGCCAAAGGGGGACUACUUAGACUCUGUGAUCCAGGCCCAUAAUGACUUCAUCCUGGCCACCACCAAAGCACCAAUGUUGCCGUUCCCUGUGCCCAAGACCAGCAGUGUCAUCAUUGAGGAGAAGACCCAGCUUAAAGGGUCAGAUUUGGAGUUCACCAUCGUCAAAGGGUCCUCAACUCCUAAGAUUUCUCUAAAUGGACCAGCGUGUGCCUAUGUCAAUCUCAAAGUCAAAGUCAACAACAAGGACCAAGAGGGCGUAGUGUUGUUGGAGAACCCUCAAGGUGAUAACAGACUGAACCUGGACAAACUGAAGCAGGUCUGCAGCAGCAUCUUUGGGACCAACACCAACAUCAGAUUCUACAACGGUGCCACAGAGCUUACGCCCAAAACAGACCUACUGAGUGUGAGUGGUAAAACUUUAGUGGCCACCUCCGCCUCCUCCUCUCCUGGAUCUGUGUCCAGCAACUCCCCCCUCUGUCCUUAUGUCAACCUCAUUCUCUGCAACGCCCAGCCAACAGAGUGUCAGACAGGGGAGGUGGGCACCCUGCUGCUGCUGAACCCGGUUGGUAAAAAUGAACUGAAUUAUACACGCCUACACUCAGAGGUGGCCAAAGUGUUCGGGCUCCGUAGCCGAAGACUCAAGCUUUAUCUGGACCAGGACUUCAACCAGGAAUUGCCAAAGGAUUCUUCUCUAAAAUCUUUGGACACCAAGACCCUAUUUGUGAGGGUUCUUCCCACCACGGCCGAGGCGUAAAACCAUCCAACCAUGAAACCAUUGAAAUAACUUCACAUCAACUCAGUAAUGUUACUUUAAAAACAAACUGGAUUCUUUCAUUUACAUUCUGAUUCUGUUACUCAUAAAAGUAUGAAUAAAUGCUGGGACAACAUAGAAGUCUAUUACAAUAUUAAGUUGUACUGUCACAAUGAUUUCUUCACUGUAACUUUUCUGGGGUAGGGUCUGCUAUCCGCUUCUCUCUGUUUGUGCCUUGUGUGGACUGUUCCGCUGUAAGGCAUUAAAAUGAUCCAUUUUGCAUUAAUUGAAUCACAUUUAUUGCUUAAUAACACCUUGAAAAUAUCGAUACUUAAUGUGAGCUGAGCCACCUCUCCACAGAUUUUACCUGUAACUUGACCUGGUAGCAUCACCUCCUUGUCUCCAUGGAGAUUUAUGUUUAAUUCCUUACCAUGGAGACGAGAAGAUAGCAGACUGUCCACCAGUAAAGUUACAUAGUGCACUUUUUUGCAUUUAUAGUGGACAUGUAUUGUUAACCCUCUUAGUUUUGUGGUUAACAAAAAUGUCUGAAAUGGUUGGUGUCUAAGAUUAUAUUUAUUCAGUAGGGUAGGAUUCAAUAUUUUUUAAUUUUGGCAAUGGCACUAAGCAUCAAAUGUCAUAAUUAAUGAACAAGCGUUUGUGGUUAGUUUUUAAACAGAGAAAUAUUGACCUCUUUCUGUACUUUUUUCUUUCGCACUCAACAAUCAGGAAAUACUGUGGUUUUCAAGCUGAUUUGUUUAAUUUCGUCCUGUUAUUCACUGUCAGACAAUAAUUGUGUGUAUUUACCAGGAUAAAACAUGAAGUGAAUUCUAAUCUAGAAAGACACAUUUAGAAAGUUAUGAAGAAAAUAAAUGGCUUUUAAGUGUCAAAAAAUUAACAUGAGUAGCUAAACAACAAUAAAAAAAAUCUCACAUUUAUUUGCAUUGUCUAAGGGAAAUAUGCUUCAGUUUUGCAGCUCAGUGGACGCUUGCUACAAAUUUUCGCCAUGGAACUUGAAGCGGCACAGCUGACAAGCAACAAAUAUGGUUGGUCUAAAGUGGCCUAGUUUCUAAUAAAAUCCUUUGACUGCAAA